Culex pipiens pallens (northern house mosquito) is the source of this 1627-nucleotide messenger RNA. RefSeq names its product FMRFamide-related peptides (gene FMRFa). Lineage: Eukaryota; Metazoa; Arthropoda; Insecta; Diptera; Culicidae. Bases 303 to 1262 code for a protein of 319 amino acids. The transcript is spliced from 2 exons. Gene Ontology annotation, biological process: neuropeptide signaling pathway. The record is from RefSeq and is a predicted model, not a curated record.
GGUCAGAAGAUAAAAAGUGCUGCUACUGAUAAGGAGGCAGUGCAGAGCAAGCAAGGUGCCAUACAGUGAAACAGUGUUGAAAGUGCUGUGCUGGAGAAGAGAAUAAGGAUACUUCUUUGGUUGUUGCGGCGUGCCUGUUCCGUGUGCGCUAUAUCAUGAGAACAUUAUUAUUCUGAAAACUGUGCAACAUUCGUAAACUUUGUGUUGUGUGGUGCACAGGCAUGAGCUUGGCUCAUUCGUCCUGAGGAUCAGAUUUAUUUGCUGAUAAUAAAGUGUAAUUUUGUUUAACGAGCGGUACCGCAAUGAAAAUGUAUUUCUUCCUCGUAAUCCUGUUGUACAAAGGCAGCAGCCAUCUGUCCUGUGCCGAAUUCGAGCUGGCAGCGGAUGGUAAUCAGCCGGAAAACGAACCUGCUACCGUGUUCGAUUACAGUCCGGAGGGCAGUGAAGGCGAUUAUGGCAAUGGUAACAACGGGCUGGUGUUUGAAUUCCGUCGGAGCAUCAAGAGUGACAACACCGAGAUAGAGGCCCGAAGGAGAAGUGCCCUGGACAAGAACUUUAUGCGCUUUGGCCGCGCAGAUCCGAAGCUGCAACGGGUGGCCCGUGCCAGUAAACAGUCUAAUUUGAUGAGAUUUGGUCGGCCUGAUCGAGGAUUUAUGCGAUUUGGAAGGGUUCCGGGCGAUGUUCCGUACUCGCUAGUGCAUCAGGAAGGUGAUCAUGAUCAAAUGAGCAAGGAGGGUGAGUCUAAAGAGGCUGGUGGAGACGAAGAAGUUCCGUUUUCAAAGCGGACUCCCAUUUCUGCUGAGGAAACUGAAAUUAGCGAAUCGGGAGAGCAAAUUAAGCCAAAGCAGUAUGUGUACUAUCGCCGUGAUGCGCCCAAGAAUCUCAUGAGGUUUGGGAAACGAGCUGACCCUUACAAGUUUCUUCGAAUGGAUCGUGCCAAUCUGAUGAGGUUUGGACGAGCGGGAGGAAAUGCGCCACGUGGUAACUUGUUGCGGUUUGGAAGAUCCAAAGGAAACUUGAUGCGUUUUGGACGCUCAGAUCCACGAUUUAUGCGAUUAGUGAAAAUGGAUAACAAUUUUAUGCGAUUUGGACGAUCAGACAAAGGAACUAAAUCACUAAAUGGCACAGAUACGGUGCAUCUAAACAGUCAACAGAUAAAGCAGCUGAGUAACAAUCGAAUAGCAGCGAAUCCCGAUGAAGAUUAUGAAAUUCAGGUUCAAGAAGAAGACAUCCUUGCCCCGAUGUACUCGGUUCAGAAAUAGUUUUUUCUUCUAAACUACACCAAAUGUUAGUAAAGUGAACGAACUGAAUUAUGUCUCGAGGUCGGUUUGCUGGUGUAUUUAGGAACACUCUGCAUCACUCCUCUUUUAGGGAUGCUGGAUGAUCACGAUAAGGCUGGGACCAGCAACCCGACUUCGAUGGACGAUCUUGAACGCCGAACACAUUGUAGACAAGCCAGAUGAAGUGAUUCUUACUAUUUAGCUAUAUUUAAGAAUUUACAAAGUGAGUCUAGUCGUUAUUAUCAUUAUCAUCUAAGCCAAACUAAUUUAUUGUAAAAAGACCCUAAUUGAAUAAAAGCAUUGUGAAAAACUAAACUUAUGAUCUGAUUAUAUUGGUUCAUUACUGU